AAACGGCUGAAAAUUUCUGGACGAAAUUAGUUCAUCUAGUCGCCGUUCAGUGCGCUAGCAUCGGCUUGGGUUGUUGUUUCCUAUCCGCCAUUUUCCAGUCGCCAUUGAAAGGUGAAAACUUCACUAAAUGUCGGUGAUGAUUUUAAGAUUUUGAGUGGUUUCUUUAAGAUUGAAUCAGUUUUUAGUGUUGUGAAAUGAAAAUGAAGUGUCCCGGACUACCAUGACGCAUCAAAAUCACCAAACAAACGGUGCAAGUCUCGAGGAUUGCCACACAAACUUCUUCGCCUUGACGGAGCUGUAUGGCAUAAAAUGGCGUAAACUGGUGUGGGGAGAGUCGAGCGGCGGCGGUGGCGGGUGCGGCGAGGGCGAGGAGGGCGCGGCGCCGCUCGCCGACCCCGUCAUCGCCAGCUACGCGCGCUGCCUGGCCGGCGACAUCCUGUGCGUGUGGCGGCGCGUGCCGGCGCCCGCGCCGCUCGACCUGGACAUCGGCAUGUCCGCGCCGCCGCCGCUCUCCCUGCGCGCCUCCAAGGAGCUCUGGAUCUUCUGGUACGGCGAAGAGCCCGACCUCAACGGAUUGGUCGCGCCCGAACUCAUUGCGAGCCAAGGCGACCAAGGCUCCUGGGAAAGCGGGCUUUCAUACGAGUGCCGCUCGCUGCUGUUCAAGGCCUUGCACAACUUGAUUGAAAGAUGCCUGUUGUCGCGAGAUUUCGUAAGGCUGGGCAAGUGGUUCGUCCAACCGUACGAUGGCGACGAAGAGGAUGUUGGCAAAAGUCCUUGGCACCUGUCGUUCUCGUUUGCGUUCUUCCUGCACGGCGAGAGCACGGUGUGCGCAUCGGUGGACGUGCGCCAGCACCCGCCCGUGCGCACGCUCACGCCCAAGCGCCUCGCGCGCAUCAACGAGCCCAGCGCCGACCGGCAGGGGGAUAACAAAGUGAUCCUGGCGCCGUUCGGCUUGGAGGGUCGUGUGACGGGGCGCGAGUGGAGCGACAGCGACGCGCCCACCGCGCGCCUGCUGGACGCCUGGCGACAUCUCUACCCCCUAGAGCAGGGCUGUGGAGCCGUUGAGGUGGAGUGCGGCGGAGUUCGCAUGCGGUACCCCGUGCCGUACGUGCUGCUGACGGAGAUGGAAGCGCCGCGCACCGCACCGCCCGCCGCCGCGCAAGUAGCCGCGCGCACGCUCUCCGCGCUCUGCACGCCGCAGCCGCACCAGCCAGCAGAACUCUGUUACUCGGAGGCCACGGGCGACGUCAACGACGACUUCGCGGAUCCCACCAGGAAGACCCCAUGUACCUGCGCCAAGGGCGGCGGCUGCACGGGCGGCGGCGCGGGCGCGUGCUCGCCGGGCAGCUGCGGCGCCGCGUCCCCCGCGGGCGCUCCUUCGCCGCACCACUCGCACGCGGCGCUCGCUGCUCUCACCGCGCACCAGGUGGGCGGCGUGCCCACGACGCUGCACACGCCGGCGCCGACGCCCGACCCGCUGGCGCCGCCCACGCCCGCGCCGCCCUCCGCGCCGCCGCACAAGAACUAUGCGCAGGGCGAGUCCCCGGGCGGCGCAGGCGGCGCGACGGGCACGGGGUCGCCCGCGGGUGCGGGGGGCGGCGGGGCGGGUGCGGCGCCCCCCGCGCCGCCCGCGCCCGAGCUGCUGCGGCGGCCCGCGCUGCCCGCGCCCGAGAAGCGCCUCGACCCGCUCGAGGACGAGCACUCGCUGCACAUGCUGUACGACUACACCUCCGUGCACGCGUGGUUGGAGCACCCCGUGAAACGGUUCAAGAGUGCUGCGGGUGCGCUGCGCGAGGAACUGGCGCUGGGUGCGGGCGCGGGGGCAGACCUGUACGCGGGCCACGACCACACGCGCCUGCCCGCCACGCCCGCGCCGCUGCUGCACAUCAAGCAGGAGAAGCAGGACCACGAUGAUUCAAAAGAGUACAAGAAUCUAUACACGUCGGACGGCCUGUGCCCAACGCUCAAAGACCUGGACCAAAUAUUCGACAACUCGGACGACGCGGCCAGCGGGGACGAGACGGUAAGACUUUUGCAAGUGCAGACGCCUCCAGACUCGAACAAGUCGCUCGAAGAGACUCGUUGCAAUGCGAGCGGCGGGCGCUGCGUGCGCGCAGAGGAGCUCAGCAAAAUGUUCCCGACACCGCCUAGUAUGGAGGCGCACGCGCAGGCCUCCCCGGGGUUCUCACCGCCUGACGAUCAUACGCAUCUGUUGCACGCACAUCAACGCGCGCACGCCUCUCCCCCACCGGACCCUAUAGAGGACUGGUCGUAUGUGUUCAAGCCGCCCACGAUAUACAAGUACGUGGGCUCGUCCAAGUACGAGCCGUUGGCGACGCUGCCGAGCCAGAUGCUGCCGCCCGUGGCGCUGCCGCCGCACGCGCAGUACCGGCCCAGCUGGCAGCGCAAGCACGAGCCCGUCGCGCCGCACCGGACCGAGCCGCCCCCGACCGAUGGCAACAGCAAUAACACAACGAACAACACCACAAAUACAAACAACGGCGGAGUGAAACGCUCACUAUCAACGAGCAACGAACGGGUGAACGGGUCCGGGAUAGCGAGCGUGGAGUCCCGGCCGUCGCCUCGCAGGCCUGGCACUGCUCCCAUGGGCUCCGUGGCCUCGCCCGCGUCGCCUCGCGCGGCCACGCCCGCCUGCCCCGUGCUGCUGAACGUGCUGCUCGCCGACACCGUACUCAACGUGUUCAGAGACCACAACUUCGACAGUUGCACGCUCUGCGUGUGCAACGACAGCGGGACGAGGGUGGUGGGCAACAUCCGCGGCGCGGACGCGGCCACGUACCUGCCCGGCGGCGACUGGGGCGGCAGCGCGGACGACGAGCCCUCGCGCUGCUCGUGCGGCUUCAGCGCCAUCGUCAACCGCCGGCUUGCCCAUCGAGCCGGCUUGUUUUACGAGGACGAGAUGGAGAUCACGGGCAUCGCGGAGGAGCCGGGCGGGCGCGGCGGCGGCGGGCUGGCGGACGUGGCGGGGCUGGUGGUGGCGCAGUGCGCGGGCGCAGCGGGAGGCCGCGCCUCUGCCGUCGCGCGUGCCGCGCGCCGCUCCUCCGCCGCCGCCGGCCCGCCCGACCAUCUUCGCCUCAACCAGCUAGAGUACUCGGACGGCGGCGCGGCGGCCGAGCGCGCGCUGCGAGCGGCGGCGGGCGGCCUCAGCUCCUUCGGUGCCCCUCCCGUCACCACCGGCGCGGUGCACCGCUGGCCCUUCAUAGGCGCACGAGCGCCGAGGUCCUCCAGGGACGUUGUCAGAUUGAUGCGACGUCUCCGGCCCUUACUCCAAGACGCGAUACAAAAGCGUUGCUGCGGAGCGCGCAUGUGGGACGGCGUCACCGGGCCAUUAACCUGGCGACAAUUCCAUAGGCUGGCCGGCCGCGGCAACGAAGACCUUUGCGAACCCCAACCCGUACCGCCUCUACUCGUGGGCCACGACCGGGACUGGAUAUCACUCUCACCUUACGCCCUACGACACUGGGAGCGGUUAUCACUCGAACCGUACUCCUACGCUCGGGACGUCGCUUACGUUGUAUUGGCAUCGGAUGGUGACGCUCUAGCGGAUCCUAUCAAGACGUUCUUCCGGGAGUUGUCGACAUCUUACGAAGCGUGUCGACUGGGACGACAUCAACCUAUAGCGAGGAUAGCGCGGGACGGCAUUGUACGGACUGCGCCAAGCGAAAGUGAACGGGAGUCAAAUUCGGAAGAAUGGACGGGCGAGCUGCCGCCGGGCCGGCUGGGCGAGUACAUGCGCGCGUACGCGGACACGCUGCGCACGAGCCUCGUGCCGCAGCUCGCCUCGCUCAACGUCGACCGGACCUUGUUUGAAAGCAAUACGGGUGCAAUGCGACCGCCGGCGACGCUGGAGCGGCCCGGUACGCCGGGCGGCGGCGCGGGCUCCACCGGCGCGAGCGCGGCCGGCGAGCACGAGGCGGAGACCACGGCCGCGUGGGAGGAGGACGAGGCCGGCGCGCCCGCGCUUGUCAUCUACGUGGUGGAGCCGCCCGCCGCCACCGCGCACCGCCCGCGCGCCCUCGCCGCGCUGUUGAGACUAGCUGCUCAGGCGCACACCAUGCUGCACCACCACAACCCGCUCAUCAAGAUAGUAUCAUUAGAGGGUGUUUGCGAGACGUGGAGCGCGCGAGGCGGCUGCGGGUCGGAAGUGCGCGCGCUGGCGUUCAGCGUGUUCACGGGCGCGCGGCGGCUGCUGUCCCACUCCCCCACCGGCAAGUCGCUCACGGGCUUCGGCACCGCCGCCAACGCCAACCUGUUCCUCAGUUCCAAAGACGAGAAAAACCGAGCACCAUACAAGUUGUUCUCCCCGGCGUGGGUGCUAGCACCACCUCGCGCGCUCAAGGAAGUGGCCGAGACGUGGGGGACGACGUGCGGCGACCAGAGCGCCGUGCUGUUCCUGGCGUAUUGUCUGUCGCACGACCAACGCUGGCUGCUGGCCGCCGCUACCGAUGCGCGCGGCGAGCUGCUGGACACCGCCGCCAUCAACAUACACGUACCUGCCAGAUCACGACGGAAGCGAGGCGGUCCAGCGCGGAGGUUAGGUUUAACGAAACUGAUGGACUUCGCUCUGGGCAUCAUGUCACAAUCUGUUCAACCUUGGAGACUGGUGGUCGGUCGCGUGGGAAGGAUAGGCCAUGGGGAACUAAAAGGUUGGAGUUGGCUGCUAUCGCGGCCGAACCUGAACCGAGCAUCGAACAUGCUCCGCGAAAUGUGCGGCAGUUGCUCGCUGCUGUACCGCAGCGGGGCCCCCUGCAUCCUGUCCGCGUGCCUCGUGUCCACCGAGCCGGACUCGUGCCUGCGCCUCAUGGCCGACCGGUUCACGCCGGACGAGCGCUUCUCGCAGGCCUCCAUACAGUCCCACCUGCACACGCCGAGAGAUGUCACCGCCACGCAUAUACUCGUCUUCCCCACUUCUGCUACCACACAGUCAAACCAAAUGCCAUUCGAGCCUCCCAACGCCAACGGGGAAGAGAACGAUAUCCUCAUGGGGCUGGAGAUGCCCGACGAGGAGAUGGGGGAGGAGAACAUGACUGACCUGUUAGAUGAGAUGUUCAUGUGGCCCACGCGCAGCCCGCACGCCUCGCCGCGCAGGCACGACGACGACGCGAGCCGGGAGGGGAGCCCUGCGAGGCACGCGCAUCUCGCGGGGGCCUACUCGCGCGACGACGACCAUCAGCCGGAGAAUGUGGGCACAGUCCUCCAGCAACCGUUGGCCCUCGGCUACCUGGUGUCCACGGCGCCGCUGGGGGCCAUGCCGAGCUGGUGGUGGGCGAGCUGCCGGCACCUGCGUGACGCGUGCCCCGCCUUCCUCAAGAACGCACUGCACCUGCAGUGCGCGGCGCAGGACGACUACACCACCUCGCUGUCGCAGCGGCGAGACCACAACGCGCACCCGCUGGACUCCACCACUACCACCGACGUGCUCAGAUACGUGUUGGAAGGUUACAACGCCCUCUCCUGGCUCGCCCUGGACGGCACGACACACGACCGACUGUCGUGUCUGCCGCUGCACGUGCAAGUCUUAAUGCAGCUCUACCACACGGCGGCCGCGCUCGGCUAGAGGCACAUCGCUGGAAUGUCACAGGCGACCGACAAAAGUUGGGACAACCUACACCAUAAAUUUCAGUCGAUCUGAAUAAACCACAUUAACAAUAGUUGGACCAAAUAUGAAGUCAUCUGGACCUGUUCCCGCCAAUCUACAACGAACAUAGACCAUAUUCCUACAUAGACUGGUUUGAGAAAUAUUUGGCUGAUAAAUAUAGAACCACCAACACCUGUACAAUGAAUAUAUUCCAACUCAGGUUGGAUGGGACGCCUAUACAAUGAACAUAUUCCAACUCAGGUUGGAUGGGAGGACACGUCUAAAUGAGGUUCCUUUUUAUUCAGAACUACCCUAUGAAAUUCAUCAGAAGACACCAGUAGUUUAUAUCGGUGGGUCGUCUGUGUUACCCUACAUUGUUCAAAGUGAAAGUGCAGGGGUGGCUACAAGAAAUAUCCAAACAAGUCUGUUUAGAUACUUGCAUUUGUUAAAGUUUUUAUAUUGUGAAGUUUGGUAGAGGCGCAGUGUAGUGACAUAGUGACAUAGUGACGUAUGGACAUUGUGUGUAGCAAGCAGAGUCGGGGAGCAUCAUCAGUGUUGGUUACCAUUAUUGUAAUUUAAAUUAUUUAUUGGGAGUUAUUGAGAAGGAUAUCCAAGUCUGCACAGUACAUGGCAGUAAAUAUUAUACACUGAGCUUUAGAAAGAGAUAGGCAGCUAUAGUUUCUUAGUAUAAUCAGUCUCUGUCACUUACCUAUUUGAAAUUUUUUCUUGAAAUCGUCAGUCAGACAGAGACAAACUCUAUAAAGCUGUCUCUCUCUAAAGUUCUAGGUUUCUAAAGUUUGAUAGUAUAAUAUUUACUGCUAGGUAACGUAGGUAACUACAAUCACAACUAUUGUCAUAAAUUCUUUAACUUACUAUUCUUAUAAAUCUUUUAGAUUAUUUAUUUAUUUCUUACUCUUAUUUAUUUUCAAUUCUUUUUAUGUAUUAUAUAUUCAUAAUACAGACUUGCGAAAUGAAAUGACAUUGUUAAAAACAGCUAAAUUAGCUUCACAAAAUGAGUUACUCAGUACGCUAGACAUUUACGGUUACUUUAGUAAUCGGCAGUUAUAAUUUUCUGGACAAUUUGAGACAUUUUGACAACAUGAGAUUUUCUUCUUUACUAGAAAGUUAUGUGUAGUGUAUGUUAAACUUUAUUUAACAUGGAUUCUUAUUUAUUUUCUUUCGUGAUAUACAUAUUAUAUAAAAAAUACACUACAUAUAAACUUGUACUCAAAAGAAUAGAAUUAGAAGGCAGUACUUAGGUAAAUUAAUUAAAUGGUAUGGCGUGUACAUACAUGAUGGCUUGAUUAGAGGAAGUUGUUGUUGUCAAAGUAUGGCGUCAACCCUUACGAGGGUUGUUGAGCUGGUUAUUGAAUAGUUAUAGUCAAUCAGUGGAUAGUGAGUGGUGACUCGAUUGUUAGGCCAAGUUUACACUAGCAAUAUAAACUGCAGAGGCUACUGCAAGUCACACUGUGUACACUUACAGCCAGUUGAAAGUUGCUAGAACUUGCCAAAAUUUAUAUGACAGUGGCAGCUGACUUUUGCAAGGUUUAUUGCUAGUGGACAUUUGGCUUUAGGUGUAAUUACAUAUUCGCUUAACAGGAAGCGGGACUAAGACAGUGAACAUUGAUAGAAUUCGGGAGUCAAAACAGUAAUGUUUUAAAUAAAAUUGAAAUUAAAGGUGAUACUGAAUUUUCGACUUUAAGCCAUAAAGUUUUAAGUCCAUAUUACUCUGACGUAAUUUGAAGCUCGAAUUCUAGCAACAAGGGUGAGAUAAAUCUCAUACUAAGGGUUAGUAUGAGAUUUUACAUCUCACCCUGUUCACAGGUUCACAAUUGUCUUGUACUUGCAUAGUUAUCAUGAACUAGCAAGAUAAUAUGCGAGCGUGAAUAUGUAAAUGCACAGUUAGACCUCUUUGUUAUAAGUAUUCAGAGUUCUUCGUAAACUCCUAUCUCUAAUAGACAGCAAAUCUCUGUAAAAAAAAAAAAAAAAAACAAUUCAUACAAUUUGACCUGUACAAGUUAUCGGUAAUGCGUCAAAGUUGUGGCCAGUGGCCUUGCAUUGCUCUCACAUCUUUCCUUUCUAAAAGAAAUACCUAUUUUUCAUAACUGACUUAAAAGAUAAACAAGUAACUUCUUGUUGAAAUAAUAGGCGCACUACACGCGGCGCAUGGGAUCUUGUUACUACAUACUGACAAUGAAAUGAUACAAGUGAAUAACCUAAUUCUAGGCCUAAAGCUUCGGCCAUAUCGUGUCGCUUACGCGUUUCUCGGAGAAGGUAUCUGCAAUUUGUUUGUCUUUUAAGUCAGCUAAGUUAAACUAAAGUAUAGUAACUUUGGUUCAAUAUUAAUUCGGAGCUAUUCAUGCAAUACCUUAUAACAAAUGGGCAUUCACUGGGAUUGAAAGUUACCACAAACUUGUGUGAAUAUCAAAAUAUUAUAUUAAAACUUAGAAAAUUUAUAAAAAAGAAGAUUAGAUAAGCCGGGGAAGUAUAUUAAUAUAAUAUGUAAGUUAAUGAAAUCCUCAACAAAGGUCCAAUUUGGAAUAAAAAGACGCAGUUUUAUAAAAAGCUGUUGUUUUAUCGAGAUUUGUCUCAUUGAUAAGGGCACUUCAUUUUCAUUUAUGAUAAUCUAUUUUUCUUAUCUGACUAAAAGGGUUAAUUGCAAAACUCGCAAACAUCGCAUAAUUUCUGACGUUUUAAAUCUUAACUUUCUAUUAGUUUUUCACUUGUAUAACCUUUCUAUAUCUAUCUUCUUAAGGCAUCUAUACAUAUAAAAAUACUUGACUGACUGACUGACUGACUGACUGACUGACAAAUCUAUCCAUGCAUAAUCUAAACUGCUGGGGUUAGAAACUUGUGUUGACAGUAGGUUCCUUUUAUGAUAUUGGCACUUACUAAGAAAGGAUUUUUAAAUAGGGUAUGAAAGUUUUUCAAGCUAUACCCAUGAAAUUUGGUAUUCAGCUUACGUAAUAAUACGUCUUUUGCGAGACAAUUAGCUUUUCAGUCAACUAAGGAAAAUAGUAGGUACAUUCAUUUGGGGAAAAAGUUUCUUCCAUUAUGGUCUUUCAGAAUAAAAUCAUUCUUCCGUGAUCUCACACUCCAUUACAAACCUCAUUUUCUUUAGUGUCGCGUCCACUUGUAUGCAGCAUCGGAUUUAUGGUUUUUUGGCGACCCUUUUGCCACUUAGUAGAAUUGAAGUCAUGUUAUUUUGUACCUUUUUAUACAUUUUUCUAUAUUUUUUUUAAAAUCCAAAUGACUUAUAAUUUACAAUCGAAAUCAGUAUGGCAUCAUUUGAACUAUGAAAAAAAGUUGUACAUUGCAUGAUUUGUAUAUUUUUUGAUACUUCAUGAGAUUAUUAUUAACAAUUUUUCUUCUUAACAUUUCUACAAAAUGUAGGUAGUAUUUCUACAAAGAUAUAUUAAUUUGUACAUUCAUAUUAAAAAAAAAUGAAGACAAAUUCUAACGUUUGUGUUUCACACGCGUGCGCUUAGCGGCACAGCCUGGGAGAUACGCACCUUUGGAUAAAACGACAUCUACAAGCAUGGAUCAAAACAUGGCGACCUGCUAUCAGUCUGUUCCAUAUAAAUAUUCUGUGCCUUAAAGUAUACAAAUCGUGCAGUGGUAUAGCCAGAAGGGAAAUCAAAUCAAAUAUUACUUUUUGAUUAAAUCAUGUUUUAAGGUAUAAAGUUUGUUUUGUAAGGAAACUAACCUAGUUACUAUUGUACUUGAUAAUAUAGUGCUAGUAUUUUGGAAUCGUUUUAAAUGCUCGCUCCACGCUAGAUGGACGAGUUCUCAUCAGUAGUUUCUAGCAGUAUGAUACUUGUAGUCAUAGGUUUGUGAUCGCCAGAACUCUCAAGCUGAGAUCUAUGCUCAGACUUAAGACUGAGUUGAAACGAGACAGACUUAUGUCAACGACAUAAAUCCAUCUCUGUCUAACUCUAAGUAAAGUCAGAGUACCCUCUAUAGAUCUCAGCAUCAUUUCUUCAUCUUUUGUCUAUAGAGUUAAAUUAGUUGAAAAAAUUAGUAUGUCACAAGUUACUUAUUGCAGUUAUGAUAAUAUUAUAAUGUUGUUGUGCUAUGUAUAAUGUAAUAUAUAAUUUUUUUAUUUUACCUUUCAAACCGGUAUGAAUUACCAAAGGUGUUAGCUAUUUACAUAGUGAUUUAGAUAUUUUUACCGACAUAUUUUCUUAAAAGUUUUGUUCGACAGGGUUUUACUUUUCAUCUCUAUUAUUUCUAAUGAUGGCGAAAUUUGUAUUUUUUACCUUAAACACUAUAUUUUUUGUAUAGAUUUUUAAAAUAUUUUGAAAUUAACUCGUCUAAGAUCAUGUAGCUUUACAUUUAAUGGCAAUUAUACAUUAGAUCAAUGAAAUGAUUGACCAUUCGCGUUAAGCACGAGUUUUUUUGGCCGUGUACAGUUAUACCCAGGGAACAAAAGUUCAACAUUGGUUGACGUAAGUAGCACAUUUCUUCAAAGUAAAUUAAUGAAAAUUAGUGCAAAAUUUUGCUAAUGUAAUAUAUCAAUAAGUGAACUGCCAAGAAUCCGCGUUGUUAGCGUGAGGGAAGUAGGAAGGGUAUACCAUUCUAAAAACAGUGUUAUUAGUGAUGUCUUUUUCUUAUGAUAACUAAACCUUGUAACUGAAAACAAUUAGUGACACCAAUAGAUUACGAUUAGCUACAUAGUUGUAAAGAAAAACAAACCAUGUUUGAUGAUAGCAUUUUGUAUAUUUAGGGAUCAUUUUGUAAAAUUACUGACGAAAUAAAUAAUUGUAAUAAAAAACAGCGCUGAUCUGUCGAAUCUCUUACAGUUUGGUAGAUAUAUGAAAUUUUCUAUUUUAAUAUAAAAUAACGAUAAGUAAUAGAAGUGUCAUACAGUUAAUAUAACGUGUAUAUAAG
This is a messenger RNA of Maniola jurtina (meadow brown), 10489 nucleotides long. It is a transcript of the gene skd, whose product is annotated as mediator of RNA polymerase II transcription subunit 13. Gene Ontology annotation, molecular function: transcription coregulator activity. Gene Ontology annotation, cellular component: mediator complex. The transcript has 29 exons. Lineage: Eukaryota; Metazoa; Arthropoda; Insecta; Lepidoptera; Nymphalidae. Gene Ontology annotation, biological process: regulation of transcription by RNA polymerase II. Bases 221 to 5578 code for a protein of 1785 amino acids. The record is from RefSeq and is a predicted model, not a curated record.